GAACCAUUGGACACCAGCGAGUGUCACAAAAGAUUUCUGCUCAAGUUAUUGUGCCUGUCACAUGUGUUCGAUCGAUGGAUCAUGUCCGAAAAACGAAACCUUCAAUCGCUAUUCCCUAUAUUCAUCCCAAUCGUGAGCACUUAGAUGAAAGGGCAAUUUAUGGCUUCAUUAUAUAUCUUGUAUGUUUUCCUGCAUUUGUAUUGUAUGUAAUUUGGGCAUAUAUUCCACAUGAAUGGUUGAAUUUAAUUGGAAUAACAUACCUACCCAACAAACACUGGUCAGUUACUGCGCCAAUCUCACUACUGAUUAUAUGUAUAUCUGGUCUUUUUGCUUAUAUUUGGAAUAAUCGUUCACUCAUGCAACCACUUACAUCGAUUUAUCAAAUUAGAGAUUCACUUUCAAUGCAUGCUCAAAAUCCAACUGAUAGUUAUGUCACAGAUCAACAGUCUAAUUCAAACGUAUCAAAACCUGUGGAAUUAUUGAGACCAUUAUCGAUAGUCCCUCCUGUGUAUGAUUUGGAUCAUAUUUGGGUGACAAGCGAGUUAUAUUUAAAGACAAAUAAAGUUACCACCUCAAGCAUUAUUGACCAUGAUAAUAUGAAGUGUUAACAAAACAGAAAGGAUAAGAUUUUGUUUUUGUAAAUUAUUAGGUGUUGAUUGCUGUAAAUAUUUUGAAUCUUCAUUAUUGACGUUCCCUGCAAAUCAUAUCCGCAUAAAGUUUUCCGACAAUGUAAAUAUACCUUCUUAUUUAAGGCUAAGGACGUCACGUUCUUUUUGAUUGUGUUUUUCAGCUGAUGGUCAGUUUUUUUAACAGUUAAACUUCAACAAAUUAGUUGUCAUCACUGAUUUUCAUGCUAAACAACAUAUUUAGGAAACUUGUACAAAUAUUCGUCAAUAUUAGAACGGAUAUUUUGGCAAAAAUUGGAAGCCCAGUAUAGAGAAGUCAUUAUAUAUGGAAAUUAUAUUUGAAAUAAUCUCAGCGAUUGAAAUUUAAAUAAUUCCAACGUUUCGUCCAGCUAACUUGUCUGGACUUCUUCAGGGUAGAAUAAUCAAAAUCAUCAAACAAAUAUAUAGCUUUUUAACAAUCAAAACUAUACUGUGUUAAACCAUAUUUGAAUGUUGAUUUUUGUAAAAUAGGAUAACAUGAGUCAGUUUACAUGGUAAUCAUGUGGAUAAUUCAACAUUGAAAUAAUUAACUGAAUAACAAAUUGCAUGUGUGUGAGUGUGUAGGUAUGUCUAUAUGUGUGAGAUUAAUUAUUGAUAUUUGGUGUUAAUAUGUUAUGUAUAAAGGAAUAAAUAAAAGUGCAUGUUCGAGGUUGAACAAUGGUUUCUGAAUCAUCUAUGUGCUUGUCAAAUUUAGGACUCAACAAAUACGUAAUUGUAUUGCUAAAAACUCAUUGAAUUCAGUUCAAAUAACGAUGCAUGUGAAAUAAACAAGUUGAAUAAAGAGAAGGUUCAAAUCACUUGUCAACCAGAAUUUGCCAGGUAGUUGCUAGUUGAAUACCAUCCUUUCGGUUCAAGCUGUUCUUGUUCAUUCAUAUAUACAGCGCUUCCACUGUCGAUCUUUCUUUCUGAUUGUUAAAACCUUUCUGAAGUAUUUUGGUCCCUUCAAAAUUAAUUUUGUGUCCUGUUUCUAACGCAUGUAACUCUAUCGCAGACUUAUUCUCAAGUUUCUUCAAAGCAAUCGAGGAUUUAGGAACAUUUUCCAAACAUUGUUUGUGUUCCUUCAACCUUACAUUAAAUUUUCUGGAUGUUUCUCCCACAUAAGCUGCAUUAUAAUCAUGACAGUCGAUUUCAUGCACAAUAUUUUGUUGUUCUUCCUUUGGUAACCUGUCCUUAGCUUUCACUAAUGUCGAUCUUAAGGUGUUACUCGCCUUAAAAUACACUCUUAUAUCAUGUUUGUUUAAAAUCCGCUUGGUUUCUUCCGACGUUUCACUACGGUAUGGGAUGACUAAGGUGUACUUUCAAACUUUUCGUAUACAUUCUAGUUUAAUUUUUCUUUCAUUUUUAACAAUCUUCUUUAAAAACUCUUGGGUAGUUUUUAUCCCUAAAAGUAGAAAAUGCUUUAUUCGAUUCAGUUCGUUGGUCUUCCUUAUCUGUAACAAGCUUAGUACUUCUGUUCAUUAAAUUUUUUACAACAUUAACUUUCGUGCACUGCACAUGAGCCGAAUCAUAAUCUAAGUAUCUCUCGAAAUGUGUCGAUUUCCUGAAAUUAUUCAAAAAUUGGUAUACUUAUUGGAGGUUGUGAACUUUUUACUACAAUCCUUUUUUCAAGGCGAUUUCUUCAUAAGUA
Schistosoma intercalatum is the source of this 2292-nucleotide messenger RNA. NCBI's taxonomy places the organism in Eukaryota, Metazoa, Platyhelminthes, Trematoda, Strigeidida, Schistosomatidae. The record is from the annotation of a GenBank genome assembly.